GUCAUUUCCUGCGUCCUUUUGCGUAUUUGAUAUUGCGGUCUUUCCGGUUCUCACUAUAUAAAAGCAAGUACUGGAGGAACAUGAUCGAGAUACUCCGCACCAAAUAACUGCUUAGAGAGAUCACAGUUGGAGGUCUAAGUUGGAGUCUAAAGAUGAUCUGAUGGACAGCCGCUUUUUGCUGACCUCCAUCUUUUGUUCAGUCUUGUGGGCUUUCUUCUGGGAGGUGAGCUGGAAGAAAAGCAAGGAAAAUCAACUUGAAGAAUGGCUCCAGGGACUCCGCCUCUCCGAAUACAUGUAUUUGUUUGAAGAUGUUCAGACUCUGGAGGAGCUGAGUUUGAGUGUGCUAUCUCGACUUGAGGAGGUGGUAAAGGAGAAGCAUCGCUGGAGGGAGAUCACUGAGGCACAUGUACAGCUCCUCAGAGACUUUGCCUUCCAGGAGUGGCUUUGUUCCCAGAGCUUGGAGCACUAUUACCACACUUUAAAGACACUGGGCUGCACUAACCUGGAUGAUCUGGCGCAGUUUGACAGCCAGCUUCAACUCUCUCUGGCAGCUUGGGGCUAUUACUACGAAGAUUACAUCAAACUGUCCACAGGUGUCAGGGUUCUUCAGGCAUCCAAGGAAAGCAGAGACCUGGACUACGAGAUUCAGCUGGUGUGCAGCCUUGCUGAAAGACGACUGAAUGAGAAGUGGUCUUUUGCUGGAGCGCUGAUAUUUGGCUGUACCGUUGCCCUGUGCUUUCUAAUAAGGGACCUCAUGUUUUACGUGAUUGGUGGAAUAACCGUUUCCAUCAUCGCAUUCGUCUUCACUAUUAAGUUCCUGUGUGAACUUGCUGCUCGUGUGGUCAGCUUCUUACAAAAUGACGAUCCUGCCCGAAAUGGGGACCGCAGUAUCUAUGACUAUGUGCGGGGAAACUAUCUGGACCCACGCUCUUGCAAGGUUUCCUGGGAUUGGAAGGAGCCACAGGAAGUGGGCCAAACCAUGAGUUUCCGUGUACAGCUUUUCUACAAGAAUGGCCAGCCGUUUCCAGCGCACAGGCCUGUGGGAUUGAGGGUAAACAUCACUCACAUAGAGCUGGCUUUGGAAGUCCCCGUCACCCAUGAGGUUCUUCUAGAGCCCGAGACCAAUGUAGUCAAAGUGGCCUUUACUGUGCGUAAGGCUGGACGCUAUGAGAUAGCUGUCAAACUUGGAGGCCUCAAUGUCGCCUACAGUCCUUACUACAAGAUAUUCCAACCAGGUACAGUGGUGCCAUCCAAAACAAAGAUAGCGUAUCAUUUCUCCACAAUAGUGCUGACCUAUGGCCAGCAACACACGCUGCAAAUAGAACCACGGGACGAGUAUGGCAACCCCACCAGUAACACAGUCUCACUCAUGGAUGAGGUCAAUUACAGUGUGCAAGUCCACUCGCUGGGCCCAGGAGAGGAGGAGAGCUCCGAGGAUUACUACAACACAUCUGUAUCAUUAAAUAAGCCACAGUGUCAGGUUCUGAUGAAGCUCACAUUCAGGAAGAAAGGCUGCUUUAGAGCAUGUAUUUCGUACAAGGACCUGCCCCUUAGCAAUGGCGAGUUUGAUAUCAUUGUACUCAGUGAAAACGAGAAGAACUGUGUGGAGAAAAACGUGUCUACCCCAGGUAUCAGCAUCUGCUUUGAGACUUACCUCUACAACAUUGGCAACUACAGUAGUUGUCCAUGGCAGUUCCCAGCAUCCUCCCAGCUGGCCCCACAGAGACGGCCCUCUAUGGGCGAAGAAGAGGAGGAACAGGACUCCACAGCAGAGGGUCAGUCAGAGAAGAUCAAGAAACCAAAAAAAGUUUACUGCUAUAUUUCACCAAAGCAAUUCUCUGUAAAGGAGUUUUACCUGAAAAUUAUUCCCUGGCGCCUUUUCACCUUUCGUGUGUGUCCUGGAACUAAGUUCACAUACCAUGGGCCAGACCCUGUACACAAGUACUUGACACUGGUGGUGGAUGAUGGGAUUCAGCCUCCAGUAGAGCUCAGCUGUAAGGACAGGAACAUCAUGGCUGCCACCUUUAUACGGUUUCUUCACAAGAACAUUGGAGGAUCAGAGACUUUUCAGGAUAAGGUGAACUUUUUUCAGAGAGAGCUGAGAAACAUUCACUCCAAAAGACCUCGUACUAAAACCUGCCUGAAAAUCAACCGUCACUCCCUCCUCGAUUCGUCUCUGAAGGCCACAAGAAACUUUUCAGUGUCUGAUUGGAGUAAGAACUUUGAAGUUGUGUUUCAGGAUGAGGAAGCUUUGGACUGGGGAGGACCAAGGCGUGAGUGGUUUGAGCUCAUCUGUAAAGCUCUGUUUGACACCAGUAACCAGCUCUUUAUACGCUUUAGUGACAACAACCAGGGUUUGGUCCAUCCAAAUGCUGAUCGUUCCCCUCAUUUAAGAGGGAAGAUGUAUGAGUUUGCUGGGCGAGUGGUGGGGAAGUGUCUAUAUGAGUCAGCUUUAGGUGGGGCCUACAAGCAGCUAGUACGGGCCCGGUUCACCCGUUCCUUCCUGGCCCAGAUUAUUGGUUUACGGAUGAACUACAAGUACUUUGAAAGUGACGAUGAAGAAUUUUACAAAACGAAGGUUUGCUUUAUCCUGAACAACGAUGUCAGUGAAAUGGACUUGGUGUUUGCUGAGGAAAAAUACAACAAGUCAGGACAGCUGGAGAAGGUGGUGGAAUUGAUAUCUGGUGGUGCUCAGAUUGCUGUGACCAAUGAGAAUAAAAUUCACUAUUUGAACCUGCUGGCCCAAUAUAGACUAGCCAGUCAAGUGCGAGAUGAAGUAGAGCACUUUCUGAAAGGUUUGAAUGAACUUGUACCAGAAAACCUUUUGGCUAUUUUUGAUGAGAAUGAACUGGAGUUGUUAAUGUGUGGUACAGGAGACAUUAAUGUGCAGGACUUCAAAGCUCAUGCCAUUAUUGUUGGAGGGUCGUGGCACUUCAGAGAAAAGGUGAUGAAGUGGUUCUGGGCAGUUGUGUCGUCCUUCACACAGGAAGAGUUGGCACGUUUGUUGCAGUUCACUACUGGCUCUUCACAACUCCCACCCGGUGGCUUUAACACACUUUGCCCAUCCUUCCAGAUCAUAGCAGCUCCCACACACAGUACGCUGCCCACCGCACAUACCUGUUUUAACCAGCUGUGCCUCCCAACAUACGACUCCUAUGAGGAGCUUCACAAGCUGCUGAAGCUGGCGAUUAGUGAGGGGAGCGAAGGCUUUGGGAUGCUCUGAACAUCUGUCCACACUUUAUGGACAUCUCACUCCAGUGUAUUCUUCAAAGCUAGGACUCUGAUCAUAAAAUUCCUCUGGAAGGAUUCAAAAGUUGUGUAUAUAUGUAUUUUUAAAAAAAAUAAGUUUUUCAUUUCUGUUGCCUCUUGCCAUGUUCAGGCAUAAAUAAAUGGCCAAACUUCGAGUCAAGAUGCUUGUAUUGCAUUUGGCUUAAACAGAUGGAUUUCUUUUAUGGAACAUAUUAGACUGAGAUUUUUUUGAAUGACUGCAUACCCCCUUUGGCCUUAACUGUUAAAGAAUAUAUAUUUAUUGCUUAUUUGUUUUGUUUAUACAUUAUAUGCAUCUUUUCUUUGUAAUUGAUAAUUUUAUAUAUUUGACAAAGGGACCUUAGACACGUUAUCACUGCUCAUAACUGUUAAUCUCAAAAAUGUUGAUUCGGUUCUGGGGAUUUACAUUCCAGAAUUAAUUGUUUGUUUUAGCUGAUUUCUGUAGGUUUAUUUGCCCUGUGCUUUUCUCAUUAAGCCCCAUUAUGUUCAGGUGGACUUUUGUUAGACAUUUAACUUAUGAAAAACAUAUUAAACAAACAAUUAUACUAAAAAGGUCAUGUGCAUUUAAAAAACCUUCAAGUAUUAAUUCAACAAAAUUUAUCAAAAAUCUUUUAAAAUCUGUGUUAUUUUCUGUUAUUUUGACAUCCACAGUAUGUACUAAUGUUUUCAUGACUAGUAAAAAAGGUUGGUUACUGUUGGUUAAUAUCCGUUAACAGAUACUGUAUAUGGUUAAUACUUGUUUUAUUAACAGAGCCUAUGGCAAUACUGUAAGGGAUGUUAAAAUCUGGAAGGGUAGUUUUGUGACCAAUACAAACCAUUUGCAGGGACAGGAAGUAAUGCUGAAGCAACGACUACCCUAAUUUUAUUCUGUGCUCUUGCUUUUGUCCUGGUCGUUACGUUCUAUGUAUAUAAUGUAACAUACUGUAUUUGGAUUUGAAUUUAAAAUAUUAUUUUUCUUUUUCAUUAGGUUAGCCUUUUUCAGACUGAACAUUGUGUGUAGAUGACUACACUUUAUCAGUUAUUUAUGAAACAAAAAUUAAACGGCAGCAAAGCUA
Molecule: messenger RNA, 4322 nt
Organism: Triplophysa dalaica
Lineage: Eukaryota; Metazoa; Chordata; Actinopteri; Cypriniformes; Nemacheilidae
Gene: arel1
Product: apoptosis resistant E3 ubiquitin protein ligase 1
Exons: 22
Coding region: 161-3223 (1020 amino acids)
Biological process (GO): proteasome-mediated ubiquitin-dependent protein catabolic process; negative regulation of apoptotic process; positive regulation of protein catabolic process
Molecular function (GO): ubiquitin-protein transferase activity
Source: RefSeq, a predicted model, not a curated record